UGAGGGCUGGCUUGGCUUGGCUUGGACACCCUUGUCACCGAGCCAGCUAGUCACAACACUCAGGACUUCAAAGGCAGACAGUUGCUCGGGGCUGUUGGUAAGAAGUGUGAGUGACAGGCAGAGAGACAGAGAAACAAUGAGCGGGACCGAGCGAGCCAUACAACAGGGGAGAGGGCAAUAGAUGGAGACAAAGUGAGGAGACUGCAUAAAGAGGAAAGUGACAAAACAGUGGAAGCAAAAAGUGAGACAGACGAUUCAUAAAAAAAAGAAAAAGAAAAAAGAAAAAAGAAGGCAGACAGAGGCAAAAUAAGGCAGAGAGGAGAGGAGAGGGAGGCAGGCGCAGAAACAGAGGCAGUCCCAGACACAAAACAGAGAGGUGAGCAGGGCUUUAUCCUCGGGACACAAGGCUGUUCUCCUCCGCGGAGCAUGGUGGCAGAGAGCACAUGGAUUUAGUCGAGCUCUACCUCCCCGAGUGUUUCACCUACCACUCUGACACAGAACUUUUGAGCAGGAUGUCAGUGAGGGGCUUGGACCCCGCCUGCCCCUCCUCUAUAAAGCGCGAGCCCUCCAGCCCCAGCCCCAGCUCUCAGGGGGACGUCAGCCCGGCUCAGCCCAGCCCCGGAAGCUCCUCCUCGGACACAAACUCCAGCUACGGCCCCCUCACCAAGGGCCACAGCCACAGCAAUGGGCUGGACUCGCCAGGCCUGUAUGGACACACGGCGGGGCUGGCCACCAAUGGAGGGACAAAUAGCAGGUUUGGAGAGGAAGAAGGCCAAGUGAAGUGCGAAUUCAUGCUGGGCUCGGUGGCCAAGCGGCUGUGCCUGGUGUGCGGUGACGUGGCCUCAGGCUACCACUACGGCGUGGCCUCCUGUGAAGCCUGCAAGGCCUUCUUCAAGAGGACCAUCCAGGGUAACAUUGAAUACAGCUGCCCAGCCUCCAAUGAAUGUGAAAUCACCAAGAGGAGGAGGAAGUCCUGCCAGGCCUGCCGCUUCAUGAAGUGUCUGGCUGUGGGCAUGAUGAGAGAAGGUGUGCGCCUGGACCGGGUCCGCGGCGGCAGGCAGAAGUACAAGAGGAGAAUAGACGCCGAGAACAGCCCCUAUCUCAACCCACAGAGCGCCCUGCCCCAGAAGAAAACAUUCUCUCUCGGCGCGGCGGAGAACAAGGUGGUUUCUCUGCUGCUGGUGGCCGAGCCGGAGGGCAUCUUCGCCAUGCCGGACCCCACCGUCCCCGAGAGCGACAUCAAGGCUCUGACCACGCUGUGCGACCUGGCCGACCGGGAGCUGGUGGUCAACAUUGGCUGGGCGAAGCACAUCCCAGGCUUCCCCUCCCUCUCGCUGGCAGACCAGAUGAGUCUACUGCAGAGCGGCUGGAUGGAGAUUUUGAUCCUGCGUGUGGUUUUCCGCUCCCUGGCCUUGGAGGACAGGCUAGUGUACGCCGAGGACUACAUUAUGGAUGAAGAGCAGUCCAAACUGGCAGGGUUGCUCGACCUCAACAACGCCAUUCUCCAGCUGGUGAAGAAGUACAAAGCCAUGGGCCUGGAGAAGGAGGAGUUUGUGGUCCUCAAAGCUAUCGCACUCGCGAACUCAGACUCCAUGCAAAUUGAGGACUCGGAGGCAGUUCAGAGACUCCAGGACGUCCUUCAUGGGGCCCUACAGGACUACGAGACCACCCAUCAUCCAGAUGACCCUCGUCGGGCCGGCAAACUGAUCAUGACCCUCCCUCUACUCCGCCAGACGGCUGCCCGUGCUGUCCAGCACUUCUGCAGCAUCAAGCAGGACGGCCGCGUGCCUAUGCACAAACUUUUCCUUGAACUGCUGGAGGCCAAAGCCUGACCUCCGCACAGACGGCUAUUAGCUUUGUCCUGACCAUAGCUCGGUGGGUAGGAUGACAGAAAGUGAAGGAAAACGGGUAGCGGUGGGGACUGACACCUUUUCUUUGUCCAUUUCAGCUUGCUUUGGACAAUAAAGUUUUGAUUCUGCAGUUGCUGGAAAGUAUGUUCUAGAUACUCUAUGUCCUAAGAAAACAGGCGAGCAAGUGGACAAUUUUUAGAGCCACGCCCUUCCUACUUGUUCCUCUUAGAGGUCCGAACAGACGUGAAUGAAGCAAAAGUAAGAUGGGCAUUUAGUGUCUUGAAGCUAAGGACGUUGUUUGCCACAUUGUGAAAUGAGUAUGUUGACCUGCUCCAAAGAGGAGCGCAAUAUGGAAGGAAGAUGACAGACAGCAUCUUAAAAACCAGAAGAAUCGCCUUCUAGAGAUAUCUACAGUUACAUGCCUAAAGUAGAGCUUCUUUUGUCAAAAGACCACCUGAUACUUGAAGAUCCUCAUGGAUUCAUCCAUCUUGAAGCCUGUUAAUCUGCAUUCUCUAGUGCUUUAGGAGGAGAUGUUUUUUUUUUUUUUUAAUUUUAAUUUUUAAAUUUUUUUUAUUUUACUUGUCGAUUUGUACAGAAAAAACGAAAUGUGUCCUGAGAGGUAAGUCUUGCCAAAGAGUAAAGACUCAUAUUAUUGAAGAAUACCAGCAAAUGUCCACAGUAAUAUAGUGUGGCCUGUAAGACAUUCACAUAAAACAUGCAUCCUUGCUGUAUUAUACUGCAAGAAUAUCUAUUCAGUACAUGGAAACAGUCAUUUAUUGAUGAUUAAAGGGAGGAAUUAAAAUAGCCUACUAAAGACUAAUAGUUAAUAGUCUUUUUUUUCAAUAUCUCACAUAAGACAAUGAAUGGCCUCCUGAUUUUACUAGUGUAUUUCAGGGAAAGAGUACUUAGUACAUCUGUCAUGGUACAAUUGUACAACAGCAAAGUGAUGAUAUUUAUUUAAUGUUGGCUCAAUCGUUUGGCUGUUUUUUAUUUCCUAAUGUGGCAUUAAUGAAGAGUAGAAUAAAGCAAUUACAGUAGAUAAUUUUUUAAAGAUUUUUAAAUGAUAUCAUUGUAAAAUACUUACCUUUUUUACUAGCUUCUCUGCUACACUUACAGCACUGAUACCUAUACCAUAUCAUAAAAUUCAAGACAACCUGAUUAUGAGUGGACUACGUACUUGAAAAUAAUAAUGUUGUAGUUGUGUAGACCCAUAGAUAUAACUUUACCCAUGUAAAAUGGCUGCCAUAUAAUCUGGAUUAGGGAGGCUUGAUGUCCUUUCUAUGCUAUAUCUCUAUGUGUAGACUAAAAUUGGUGCACUACUUUUCCUUUUAGCCAUAAAGUUUGGGGAAACUGGUGGUGGCCCUCUAUUAACCUGUUACUCUGUGUGUUUUGUGUGAAGAGUAGUUACGUCUGAAAUGUGUCUUUUCCACACACUCUAAAUGAAGGGAUUAAACUCGCAAGGAAUCGUAAAUCUCAGCAUCAUAGGUAAAAAUGUCCAAGUUUUGCUCCUUAGUGCAAGGUACUGUGACUCUAUAACGUGUAUAUUUUUGUGACAAGAUAUAUCAGCGGUGACAGCAAUAUGGUGUGGAGAUGAUUUAACUGUAUGUACGUCAUGCUGUAUAUAAUGUCUUAUGCCAACAGAGAUGUUUAAAGAUGCAAUUAAGCCUUGUGCAGAUGAGAUGUGCCGUGCUAUCAUUCUCAGGUGGAUUCUUGGGCAAUAAAGAUGAUCCCCCAAUGUAAAACUC
Molecule: messenger RNA, 3595 nt
Organism: Myripristis murdjan (pinecone soldierfish)
Lineage: Eukaryota; Metazoa; Chordata; Actinopteri; Holocentriformes; Holocentridae
Product: estrogen-related receptor gamma-like
Exons: 8
Coding region: 444-1832 (462 amino acids)
Biological process (GO): regulation of DNA-templated transcription
Cellular component (GO): nucleus
Molecular function (GO): steroid binding; zinc ion binding; sequence-specific DNA binding
Source: RefSeq, a predicted model, not a curated record